Laetiporus sulphureus 93-53 is the source of this 258-nucleotide messenger RNA. Its product is annotated as microsomal signal peptidase. The transcript is spliced from 4 exons. The record is from RefSeq and is a predicted model, not a curated record. Gene Ontology annotation, biological process: protein targeting to ER. The coding region runs from base 1 to 258 and encodes 85 amino acids. Gene Ontology annotation, cellular component: endoplasmic reticulum membrane; signal peptidase complex. Lineage: Eukaryota; Fungi; Basidiomycota; Agaricomycetes; Polyporales; Laetiporaceae.
AUGGACUCACUGCAAAAGAUAUUCGAGGGCAGGAUUGACUUUGAGGGCCAGAAAUCGGUCGAACAAAUCACACGCAUUACGCUGAUCGGUGCGACGAUUGUCUCGUUCAUUCUUGGGUUUGCGCUCCAAUCCUUGCGUGUGACUUUCAGCACGUUCGGCCUUGCCGCCAUCGCUCUAUUCUUGGUCGUCUUGCCACCAUGGCCUAUGUUCAACCGUCAUCCUGUCAAAUUUCUUUCUCCUAAGGAGAAGAAGCGCUAG